GAGGAACAAGAGAGAAAGACGGUGGGUGUCACUGUUGGAGAUGCCCGAGGGCCGAGAGAGGCGGACCUGCGUUACCCUGAAUGGAGCAAAGCCUUGCGUCGGUUACACGAAGGACCGGCGGAAUACUCCUUCCUCACUCCUGAGACAGGAGUGCGACUGUUGCAUCAUCAGAUAACAUCACUGCACUCAACAUGUGUUCAUUAGACCCACAACCUGAGUUUCAGCAGUUUAAAGACCCAUAUGAACAGUUUAUAUAUCAACAUCUCCAGUACUAUGGUUAUUUCAGAGGUAAGGUGUCUGUUCUCAAUUUGAUGUUUUCAUCUUUAUUGCAUCUGUAUGAGGAAAAUUUUCCUCACAAGUUUAGUUUUCCCUUUGAAAGCUGGGAGAGCUCAUGCCAUUUAUUGACAGCAGGCAACCUCUGCAAAAAAGAUAGAAAAGAACAUGAUUCAGACAAGACCCUACUCUGUUCACUAGUAAUGGAAACUGCACUUCUUAAAAGUAAACAGCGCAUGCUUGAUCAACUGGAAAGCCCCAGUAUCUUGCGCUUACGGGAACCUCGGAAUCUUUUUUCUCUUCCUAGAGGUAGAAAUUCAAAAUUGAGCCCACUCUGGCCAAUCGAGUGUGAAGUAAUCGAGGAUCAUAUCUAUCACAUUGAAUGGGUUCCUCCUAAGCCAGAACCUUUUUAUCAGCCAACUGGAAAUGAAUUUGCACCGGAAAUAGUUGGAGAGAGUUCUGGAACCGUUGUCUAUUUCAUAGAACCAGCAACUACAGAUGCCUAUUUUAUUGCUUCACGAGUUGGAGGAUCAAGGCUACCUAUCAAGUCAGCUGCUGCCACCUUAAAAGAUCCAGAAGAUACUGUACUGUUAUUCGAAUCACGCUUUGAAAGUGGGAAUCUCCAGAAAGCAAUCAGGGUAGGCGAAUAUGAAUAUGAACUCACUUUGCGGACGGAUCUUUAUACCAGCAAGCAUACCCAGUGGUACUACUUCAGAGUGCAAAAUACUAGAAAAGAUGUCACGUACCGCUUCACAAUUGUUAAUCUGAUGAAAGCCAAAAGCCUCUACAAUAUGGGGAUGAAGCCUCUCAUGUAUUCUCAGAAGGAUGCUGAGUCUGAGGGUAUUGGCUGGAGGAGGGUGGGUAAUCAUAUCAAGUAUUAUAAAUACAACACAGAAGAAGGUCAAACCCUCUAUUGCCUCACGUGGACGGUGUGUUUUCCUAACAGCUAUGACACAUGUUACUUUGCUCAAUUUUAUCCUUAUACCUAUUCAGACCUACAAAAUUAUCUUUUGACUUUGGUAAGUAAUCCACUCUAUUCUCAGCAUUGCAAACUCCGCCCUCUGUGCAACAGUCUAGCUGGAAACACAGUAUACCUUCUUACUAUUACCAAUCCGUCCCAAAGUGCCAUGGCUGGAGCAGCAAAAAAAGCUAUUAUACUAACUGCCAGAGUCCAUCCUGGGGAAACAAAUAGUUCAUGGGUGAUGAGAGGUUUCUUGGAUUUUAUCCUGAGUGACGCUCCUGAUGCUCAGCUCCUUCGAGAUCUCUUCAUAUUCAAAGUUGUGCCCAUGCUGAACCCAGAUGGAGUUAUUGUGGGGAACUAUCGCUGUUCGUUGGCAGGAAGAGACUUGAACAGAAACUAUAGGACAGAAUUAAAGGAAUCUUUCCCCUGCAUUUGGUAUACUCGGGCCAUGAUCAAGAGAGUCCUUGAGGAACGUGAAGUUCUGCUCUAUUGUGAUAUCCAUGGACAUAGUAGAAAGAACAAUAUCUUCAUGUAUGGCUGUAACAAUAAAUAUACACAAGAUCAGUUACUUCAUGAGCGAAUCUUUCCUCUUAUGAUGAGCAAGAAUAUUCCUGAUAAGUUUUGUUUCAACAGCUGUAAAUUUCAAGUUCAGAAGUGUAAAGAAGGAACUGGACGAGUUGUGAUGUGGAGAAUGGGAAUACAGAACAGUUAUACAAUGGAAUCUACAUUCAGUGGAUCAACACUUGGUGCUAAAAGUAACUGUCAUUUUACAUUUGAGGAUCUCAAAUCUUUAGGUUAUCAUGUCUGUGAUACUUUAUUGGACUUUUGUGAUCCAGACCGCUCCAAGUUUCAGCAGUGCUUGCUCGAGCUUAAGGAAUUACUGAAACAAAAAAUCCAGUCUAAGCUCUCAGAGUUGGGUAAAAACACAGAAAGCACUUGGAGUGACAUCUCUCUAUCUGAUGUGGAAUCCAGCACAAGUGGGUCUGACAGCUCCCAAUCAGAUGGCCCUCCUGCACAUUUGCUCAAGAUGGUAGAAAAGGACUGUAAUGAGAAGAAGAAAAGGAAGAAAAAGAAACUUCUGCGAACCAGGAAAGAAAGAAAUGAUUUGCAUCAGAAAUUUGCCGUGAGCCCUGCAUUAAAGCACAAGGAAAAAGUUCUGGGAGAAAACUUAAGUAACGGUCAAAAAUGUCAAGAGAUUCCUAGAGGAAAACAGAUGGUUCCCCUGACUGAAUGUGAGUUCAGGAUCAAGAAUCCCAGCCCCCUCCUGAUAUCCACGAUUCCUCUAUCACCAAUACAGCGACACAGUUUCACAACAUCAACCAUCAAACAGCUUCCUGCUCCAUUUUAUGGGCAUUCCAAUGGAGAACCUAAUGGGAAACAGGAUGCAGGUACUUCUCUUCCACCAUCCUGCCCUGGAGUCAAACGGUACAGAUCCUUGUGGUGGAACCCUGAAGUACCUUCUGUGACUUCAAUGCUACGUCGAAGUCUCUCCUUGAAAUCUCAGAUUCUCUUAGGCAACAGACCUAGGUGGCACUUGGGUCAAAGCAGGUCACAGGUUCUUCCUCAUCGAGAAUUCAUUUGGAAGCCUUUCCAAAUUGACCCCAUACUUCUGAGGGCGGAGAAUGAAUACUGUGCCAAAACCAAGGGACUACCAAAAGCAAUCGGUCAAAAAUAUUCAUCACAAGAUAGCAGAGAAACCAUUCCAAGCAUUGUGUACCAGGAGCCAUGAAACUAUUAUUUUUUUAAUAAGCUACACUGAGAUAAUAGCUGGUCAAUUGAAAGCAGGUACUCUCCUGUUUUGAUUUUUUUGUUACAAGACCUUAGUGCAAAGACUGCUGCACAUCUUUAGCGAAUGAGAACUUGGAGCCUUGAUGAUGAAGAGAGUAAAUUCUCUUCUUUCCACAGAUUAAUAGCAAACUGUUCUGAAGGGCAGGGGUUUUCCUCCUUCAUUAAUAUCUUAAGAUAACUUAAGACAAGCUGCAUACAGAUUUCCCACCUAUUUGUUUUGCUGAUAAGAAAUAAAGUGGGCUAUGUGCGGAGGGAGAUUUGUGUGACAAAGCAGAAUUGUCAGUAGGAAGCGUCAUGAACCUAUUAGAACUUUUGAUUUUUUUCAUAUCCUCUUGAUUAUUUUAACAAUUUGCUCCCUAAUGAGAUUCAAAAUCAGCUCAAGGAAAAAUCAACACAUGAAUUUAGUACAAAUUCAGUGAACAAAGGAAAAGUUAAGUGUUGUUCCUUCUUGAUUCUUCUUAUAAAUAUCUCCUCCUCCACUGAACUCAUAUUACUUUGGCAAAUGUUGCUUUAGAAAACUUCCUCAUCUUCAGCAGAAUGUCACUCAAUUUUUUUCUAGUAGGAAAAAUAUUAUGCCUAACUAAUGUAUGCACAAGGUUUUCUUUUUUAUGAUGAAGGAUAAAUUGCAAAGUCUACAAAUUCAAUUUUAUUGUUCAUAGAUUGAUUUAAGAAUACACCUGUUUACUGCUACAAUGCACAAAAAGCAAGCCAAAACUGUUACUGCAUUUUUAUCCUUUGGGUGAAUGUAUCACUCCCCUAUUUCUUAGGAGUCCACUGACAGACCUGGACUUUUAUUACUGCCUUAGCUCAUAAUUAAAAAAUAAAAUGUGUAUACAUUAGAAUACAUAAAAAUGUGCUGAGGAUGCAGAGAUCAUAAAAUAAUGUUUAUGUUCUUAAAGUUGGGCAAAAUUAAAUAACUCUCUGUUAAAAUAUAUUUAUUGAAGCCAUGUAUUGGAACUUGUAUUUGGUUAUGAAUUUAGUAUAAUAUUAAUGAAGUUUGUAUGUGACUUACAAAGGCUAACAGGUUUUAAAACUUAUACAGACUGGGUUUUGUUCUGUUAUUAAAAAAAAUUAAACAAAUGACAAAUUAUAAGUACAGUGCUGCAAAGUAGUGUACAUGAAUGUAUCAGAAAUAUUAUUUUGCUUUUGUAUUUUUCACAUUACAGAUUAAAGAACU
Protobothrops mucrosquamatus (brown spotted pit viper) is the source of this 4199-nucleotide messenger RNA. RefSeq names its product ATP/GTP binding protein like 2 (gene AGBL2). NCBI's taxonomy places the organism in Eukaryota, Metazoa, Chordata, Lepidosauria, Squamata, Viperidae. The coding region runs from base 192 to 2963 and encodes 923 amino acids. The transcript has 18 exons. Gene Ontology annotation, biological process: proteolysis. Gene Ontology annotation, molecular function: zinc ion binding; metallocarboxypeptidase activity. The record is from RefSeq and is a predicted model, not a curated record.